Molecule: messenger RNA, 1389 nt
Organism: Verticillium dahliae VdLs.17
Lineage: Eukaryota; Fungi; Ascomycota; Sordariomycetes; Glomerellales; Plectosphaerellaceae
Product: DNA-binding protein HEXBP
Exons: 6
Coding region: 1-1389 (462 amino acids)
Molecular function (GO): zinc ion binding; nucleic acid binding
Source: RefSeq, a predicted model, not a curated record
AUGGCUUUUGCCGUCGCAAAGCUGGCAUUGGCUUCCCACAUAGGGGACUGGAUACCCGAAUUUCCGGGCCAGAAGAAGCCUCACGGUCGAAACUCAAGGUCGCUGACUCACGCUGUUGAAACAGGCUACGAGCUUUCCGACUUCUAUCAAGACGACGACGAUUGGGACAAGGUCUCCAUCGCCUCUGUAAAGUCCUUCGACAGUAUCAGCUCCGUCAAGUCCUACAAGUCAACCGACUUCGAUUACCUGCCUGCAUCCCCUUAUCUUCACAACACUCCUGUCAAGAUGGCUUCCAACGACGAGUGGGGCAACGGUGCUCCUGGUCCUGCUGAUGACAUGGGCGACGCGGCUGCCCGGCAUGGCGGUCAUGGUGGUGGUGAUGGCGGUGAUGGCGGUGAUGGCGGUGACCGUACUUGCAACAACUGUGGUGAACCCGGUCAUAUGCGCCGCGAAUGUCCCUCUCUUCCUCCUAUGGUUUGCAACUUCUGCCACGAGGAGGGACACAUGCGACGUGAUUGCCCAAACAAGCCCGCAGAGGUCUGCCGCAACUGCCAGCAGGAAGGUCACCUCGUGUCCGAGUGCAACAAUCCUCGCAAGAUCGACUACAGUGGCGUCGAGGAUGUCACCUCUGAUGAGGCCUGGACGGCCAUGCAAGAUGCAGUUGAAGAGCGCGACGUGUUCGAUUUCAAGGAAGAGCUCCGCAAGUACAUGAAGCAUCACCCUGAAACCACUUACUUGGAUCUCGAGGAAGCGUUCCGCGCCCAGGACAUGAAUGUCUACUGCAUCGCCACCAAGCGCGAGCAUCUCCUCGACACCAUGACCAACAUGGACCUCCAGGGCAACCUCGGAAAGGAGUACACUGUCUCUUUCCGCUUCUCGCCCAAGCCUGAGCGCGAGCGCGAGCGUGAGACCUGGCCCAAGGAUAAGGAGGAAAACCUGGAGCGCCUCGCCAACGCCGGCGAACCCGCCCCUACUGGCAAGCCUCGUUGCACCAACUGCAAGGAGCUGGGCCACAUCUCAAAGAAUUGCACGGCUGACCGACAGGAAAUCGAAAAAGUCAGCAUUCGCUGCUACAACUGUGAUGAAGGCGGUCAUCGCGUCCGAGACUGUCCGGUCCCUCGUAAAGACAACCUCGCAAUGCUGACGGCGUUGAAUGCAACAAGUGCCAUGAGAUGCCUGAACUGCGGUGAGAUGGGCCACAAAAAGUACAAUUGCACCAACCCCCAUGUCGAUGAGGACGCCCAGGGCCACGAUGCCGGCGGCGGCGGUGGCGACCUGCCCGCUUCCAACGACUUUGGCGGCUCUGGCGGGUUUGACGAAAAGGCUAGUGCCGAUCAAGCUCCAAUGUGGCAGACUGCCACUGGUGGUGGAGGUGGUAACGACUGGUGA